This is a messenger RNA of Stereum hirsutum FP-91666 SS1, 1181 nucleotides long. RefSeq names its product Rhodanese-like protein. The transcript has 7 exons. Gene Ontology annotation, molecular function: protein tyrosine phosphatase activity. Gene Ontology annotation, cellular component: nucleus; cytoplasm. The record is from RefSeq and is a predicted model, not a curated record. Bases 64 to 483 code for a protein of 139 amino acids. NCBI's taxonomy places the organism in Eukaryota, Fungi, Basidiomycota, Agaricomycetes, Russulales, Stereaceae.
UUUCCGCCAACAUUCUCAGCCGCUCGCACACGCACAGUAUCCCGGCACACAAAGUACAGCAUCAUGUCGCCUACUUAUAUCUCCAAUGACGAACUGUCGCAGAUAAUAAAGAGCGACAAACAACCUCGCAAAGACUACCUCAUCGUCGAUGUCCGGGACGAUGACUACCGCGGCGGCCACAUCAAGGGAUCCCACAAUCUGCCCUCCCAGACUUUCCAUGUCGCCGUAGACAAACUUGUACAAGAAACGAAAGAUGUCCCUCUCGUCAUCUUCCAUUGUGCUCUCUCCCAAGCUCGGGGUCCAAAGGCCGCCCGAAUAUACGCAGAGACGCGAGAUAAUCUCCAGAAAGCAGGGCAAGACCAGCCGCACGAGGUGCUCAUCCUCAGAGGCGGUUUCACCGAUUUCCAGGCAAAGUUCAAGAACGACGCCGCUUUGAUCGAAGACUUCGACCCAGAGGUUUGGGGGAACGAUUGGAACUCAUGAACAAUCGACAUUACCCUCAUAGGGCUCAUAUAUAAAUUCAACCUGUAGCAUAAGGGACGGUACCAUCGUGUUGGCGAGCGAGGUCAAGUCAUCGGAGGGUUAUAUAUCGCCAGGGGUUGUCACCAUACACAUGUAUGAACAUCGGUGUAUGAGUAGCGGCAUAAUAUUAGGAGGGGAUAAUUUUGUGAGCAUCUUGAGAUAUAGACUGACAUGAAUAGUCUCAGUACGAGGCUUGGUGCAACCCUGCCUCCAGACCUCCGUGUCCACAGCAUCUCAGCGUCCUCUCAUGGCGAUUGAGUCGCUCAUCCUCAAAUUCAUGAAGGCCUUGGACCCUCCAAAUCACCACUCGAUCCCUCCGUCCCACUCGGCUUCUUCAACAUCCUCCUCGGCAUAUCCUCCACGACAUGCUGCACCUUCUUCCGUUCCUCGUUGAUCGCGUUCUGGCAUAUGUGCCAUGAACCGAGUGAGACGAGCACGAACGUCGCGACGGCCCAGUUGCAAGCCGGCAUUAUACCGACGUUCAUAGCUCUCAACACGCCCACUCCCGUCCCGCUCGCGAUGCCGCUCAGGAGGCUCUUCCGCGCACAGGGCAUCUGGCCUAGGUUUUGGGAAUCAUCUUUUAGGGAGAUGCGCUGCCCUUUCCAGGGACGUGUGAGUGCGAUGGAGAGGCGACGGGAGCGUUGUGGGAUGAAGAUGAG